AUGGCCAAGCUGGGAGCUCACGGGUGCGACUUGCGCGAGCUCGCACUGCGCAUUCUUACGCACGAGCCUGAGAAGACGGAGCGCACACCUAAAAGAGUCCGCGUCGUCUACAAUCAUGCCUUCAUCGCUGAUGCCACGGAUGCGCUGCUCGUCUGGGAGCAUCCGUAUUAUCCGCAGUACUACCUUCCCGAGGGAACGCUACAGAACUGCACGCUGUCCAGCAAGCAAGACAUUUCGCACAAUGGAAAGAUUCUCGCCUCUGUCUGUGAGCUGACCGUGGCGGCCCACGACGGGUUGGACCAGGUCGUGACGGACCGCGUGCUGCGCUUCCACAACAACACCGCCAAUGGUGCCCUGGCUGGUAGGCUCCGACUCGAGUUCGGCAGCAUGGAUCGAUGGCUUGAGGAGGACAUGCCGAUACACGUCCACCCCAAAGACCCCUACAAACGCGUCGACGUGCUGCCCUCGCAACGGCCUAUUGAGAUGAAGGUUUCCGGCAAGACAGUGGCCAAGACAAAUUGGGCCAUGCACCUGUAUGAAACGGGCCUACCCGUGCGAUACUACAUGCCGCUCAGUAGCGUCGAUCAGUCGGUGCUACGCAAGAGCCCUCGGACGACAAAGUGCCCGUACAAGGGGGAGGCGGAGUACUACGACGUGAUCGUGGAUGGGAGCAGGCACGAGGGUCUCGUGUGGUACUACCGACACCCGGUGCCCGAGUGCGCCUCGAUUGCCGAGCUCGUCUGCUUCUACAAUGAGCAAGUCGACGUCUAUCUUGGUGGCCAUCUCCAGCGCCGCCCACAAUGA
This is a messenger RNA of Emericellopsis cladophorae, 804 nucleotides long. RefSeq lists its product as uncharacterized. The transcript is spliced from 3 exons. The record is from RefSeq and is a predicted model, not a curated record. Lineage: Eukaryota; Fungi; Ascomycota; Sordariomycetes; Hypocreales; Bionectriaceae. The coding region runs from base 1 to 804 and encodes 267 amino acids.